CGGGAGGAAUCUGCAGCUGUUGGGAUGGGGGAACCCGUCUGAAGGAGCAGAUCCUUGCCGGAGACAAGCCAGGAGUCACAGCAGGAUUAUGCCCUCCAGGGCAAGAGGAAGAGUUCAGAGACUGCCGCUAUAGCUGCUAUAGUCUUGGACCUGAUCCUAGAACCAACCUGGGAGCUUCAAAAUUGGGACUCCUUACUGAGAAAGAUGUAUAAGGUAGACCCACAACCAGAUCCCAAGGAGGUGGCAGCCAUAGAGGCUAGAAGAAAUCAAGAAAAGGAGCAACAGAGCCGAUUCUUCAGUGUGUGGACCAGAAAAAUGCCGAUGUAUAAGGUAGACCCACAACCAGAUCCCAAGGAGGUGGCAGCCAUAGAGGCUAGAAGAAAUCAAGAAAAGGAGCAACAGAGCCGAUUCUUCAGUGUGUGGACCAGAAAAAUGCCGGUGGAUGCUGAAGCCCUUAACAGCCACAUGGAAGAGAAAAAGCUUUGGAAGGCAAAAACGCAGAGCAAGGUGGCAGCUUAUGAUACCAACCAGGCGCAGUAUGAUAUGGUGGCUCAGACGCUAGAGAAGGAACAGGCAGAAUGGACACCUCACCUGGUCAAGAAAAUGCACGAGUUUCGGAAGCAGGAGAAGCAGCUCAAGAAAAGCCGUGAACUUGACUGUGAGGAUUCAGACCGACUCUGGAGGGAGUUUCCAGCUCAACUUGGUGACAAUGAUCCCCACUGGGGCCCAGCCAGCCUGCAGUGCUUCUCUGGGGAAGAUUGGUACAGGGCCACAUGCCUGAGAAUGCAGCAGGAGGAGUUCAUGCGCAGCCUGCAGAAGCCGCAGCAAGAGCAACAGCAAGCCAGAGUUGAGGAGAUCUGCACAGAUACGCUCAGUGAACAGCUGCGCCUAGCCGUGGAAUUGCGGGCCAUCCAGGUGGCCAAGCUGGAGCAGUGCUGCCGCGAGGCCAUAAAGUGUGCCACGGCCAAAGCCAACAAGGCCCAGGUAGCUAAGAUGGCUAAGCAGCAGCGCCGUGAGCAUCAGCACCAACAGGAGGCCAACCUCACGAAGAUCCAAAACCAGAUCACAAGUGACCUACUGACUGAGAACCCCCAGGUCGCCCAAAACCCUAUGGCUCCCCACAGGGUCCUGCCCUAUUGCUGGAAGGGCAUGACUCUAGAGCAGAGAGCUGCCAUCAAGAAAGUACAGGAGGUGCAACACCAUGAAAAGGAGGCACGGCGCCAGACCAAACAAGCACUGGAUACCAUAUGGGAAGGCCAGCCCAUGUGCUCGGCCCAGGCAGCAAUGAAGCUAGAAGAGCUGAAUUUCAGAGGGGGACUAGGCUUCUUCAACCAGCGGCUGGCUAAGAAGCUUUUAAAGAGACCACCUACAGCCCAAUAUCACUUGCAGUUCAACACCAGCAGCCGCUGAGCUCAGGAUGGUCAUCUCUCCCUCCUCCCCCCAUCAAGCUCACAGAGGCUGAGUCGAGAGGAAGAUGAUGCAGACCCCCUCCACCAAUCCAUUACCCAGUGGGAGAGCUGAGCCAGCGCCCCCACCU
Messenger RNA from Mesoplodon densirostris (Blainville's beaked whale), 1537 nucleotides. RefSeq names its product RIB43A domain with coiled-coils 1 (gene RIBC1). The transcript has 9 exons. The record is from RefSeq and is a predicted model, not a curated record. NCBI's taxonomy places the organism in Eukaryota, Metazoa, Chordata, Mammalia, Artiodactyla, Ziphiidae. Bases 205 to 1410 code for a protein of 401 amino acids.